AUGAAAUCGUUCUUUCUCUACUUGCCGCUGCUCUUAUCGCACAACGCGGUCAUAGCCGCUCCAUCAAACCCAUGCUCAUGCGACACCGAGGUAAUUGAUCUAGGGUUUGCGAGGCACAAGGUGACCUUGCGAAGUCAAACCCUUAACGGCCACCUGGUCAAUGUUUACAAGAACAUCCGUUUCGCAGAGCCAGCAAGGAGGUUCAAUAGGCCUACAUUUCCACCAAUUGCGGAUGAUCCGGGAGUCGUCCGCACGGGCAAUUACACCCACGACACACAGUGCGUGAGCGCGGUGCCUCAAGGAGUGGAGAUUAUAUAUCCAGGAGUCAACGGCACGGUCUUCGGCAGUGAAGAUUGCCUGUUUCUUGAUGUCUAUGUCCCUGCUGAUCUCCCAUGCCGAGUAUCUCAAACCUCUCCAAACAGCAAGAGUGCCGGUGUUCCAGUGCUGCACUGGCUCUACGGUAGUGCAUAUGCGUUCGGAUCGAAGGAGUUUUACUUCACCCCACUUGGACUAUUCGACCAGUUGCUUUCUCAAGACAGUCCAUUCAUUCUUGUCGUCAGCAACUACCGCAUGGGUGUAUAUGGUUGGGCAUCAUCGCCGAAUGAAGAGCAGACGGAGGCAAAUAUCGGGCUUUACGAUGGACUGGCAGCACUGAAAUGGUCGGAGAAAUACAUCCACCACUUUGGAGGCGAUCCCAGCAGGAUUACAGCCGGUGGACAGAGCACCGGCGCCGCCAUAGUCGAGCUCUUGUCUGCGAGUGCAGAGGACAGAUAUUUACCGUUUCAGCAAGCGUUCAUUUCGUCUCCAGCUUUGCCGUUGAAGUGGAAUACCACUCAACGGAGGCGGGAGGUUUUCGACACCGUUCUGGAUGCUGCAAAUUGCUCUUCGCUAAUAUGCUUGCAAAGUGUUAGUGAGGAAGAGCUGCGUGAAGUGAAUCGCUAUCUUCUCAAUGACGUCCCGAGUUUAAGCGGAGGAGGGAAUUUCGGUCCUGGUAUUGGAUUUGGCCCAAUCGUGGAUGGCGAUUUCGUCCCUGAUCUCCCGGUUGGGAUUCCAACGCUGUCAAAAAGCUUAGGCCGGCUCAAGGCCAUAAUCUCCGCCAACAUGGCCAAUGAAGGCGCAAUUACAUCCUCCGGUCGUGGCAUGCCAGAGGGAUUCCCUAGCCUCGUGCGAAGGAUCCUGCCGUCGGCCACUGACGAGACGAUUGCCCGAAUCCAAGCACUUUACCAAUGGCCCGAUGCAGCCCCUGAGCAGCUCGCAUGGCAAUGGACAGCCGAUGCAGUCUUUGUUUGCCAUUCCAUAGCCAUCGCAGAAGCAUUGGAGACGUCCACUAGAAGAUAUGUCAUGUCGAUUCCGCCGGCGUAUCAUGGCCUGGACUCAUUGUAUUACUUCUACACCGACGACCAGAUUACUCCGGUGCAAGACAUCGCUAUUGCAAGAUCGCUGCAGGCGCUGCUUGGUGAGUUUUUGUAUGGCUCUGAACCUGUGAUGAUAAACGAAGGGAUCGAGUGGCCUGUCUACGGCGCCGGUAGCUUUCUUAACAUCACCGCAUUGGGGGCAAAAGUAGAGGACCUUGAUGGUCGGGAAGCACAGCGUUGCGCCGUCAUCAAUGAAAUCUUUGCAGAUCAGAAGAACGGAAUUUGA
Exophiala aquamarina CBS 119918 is the source of this 1641-nucleotide messenger RNA. RefSeq lists its product as uncharacterized. The record is from RefSeq and is a predicted model, not a curated record. The transcript is spliced from 3 exons. The coding region runs from base 1 to 1641 and encodes 546 amino acids. NCBI's taxonomy places the organism in Eukaryota, Fungi, Ascomycota, Eurotiomycetes, Chaetothyriales, Herpotrichiellaceae.